This is a messenger RNA of Drosophila kikkawai, 507 nucleotides long. Lineage: Eukaryota; Metazoa; Arthropoda; Insecta; Diptera; Drosophilidae. The record is from RefSeq and is a predicted model, not a curated record.
AUGGGAUAUACAUAUUUGGUCAAAGCAGAAUCCAAAUCCCAGUCUCAAAAAGAAGCCACCAUGCGCCCAAUACAAGCCUUCUCCCUGGCCAUCCUGGCCGCUCUGGUUGUCCUGUCUAUGCAGGCAAGCACUCCAGCCAGCAGCUCAAGCAGCACUUCCCCAACCAGCAGCUCCACUUCCCCAUCAAGCAGCUCAACUUCCCCAUCCAGCAGCUCUACUUCCCCGUCGAGUAGCUCUUCCAGCAGUUCUGAUACUACGGCUACCACGACCACGACAGCGGCUCCAACAACCACAACCACAACGGCUGCCACGACCACCACUGAGGCGACCAAAAAGCACCAUCGCCGUCGUCAUAGGCGCCGACGCGUUGUAAUUAUCCGCCGUGAGCGGGUAGGAGGCGAUGGUGUGCGUCGCAGGAGGAACCGGGAGCUUGGAGAUGGCCGUAUUGUGAGGCGCAUCCGAGUCCGUGAACGUCGCGGCGUUCGCUCGGCACGUCGCUUCUUAUGA